Molecule: messenger RNA, 954 nt
Organism: Iphiclides podalirius (scarce swallowtail)
Lineage: Eukaryota; Metazoa; Arthropoda; Insecta; Lepidoptera; Papilionidae
Source: the annotation of a GenBank genome assembly
AUGCCGAACAUCAAAGUGUUCAGUGGAAGCUCGCAUCCUGAUCUAGCGCAAAAAAUCGUCGAUCGCCUGGGCAUCGAUCUCGGCAAGGUUGUAACCAAAAAAUUCAGUAACAUGGAAACGUGUGUGGAAAUAGGUGAAUCCGUUCGAGGGGAAGAUGUUUACAUUGUGCAAAGUGGCAGCGGUGAAAUAAACGACAACUUGAUGGAGCUCCUUAUUAUGAUCAACGCGUGUAAAAUAGCUUCGGCGUCCCGCGUCACCGCCGUUAUUCCGUGUUUCCCGUACGCGAGACAGGACAAAAAGGAUAAGAGCAGAGCUCCUAUUACCGCUAAACUUGUCGCCAAUAUCUUAUCAGUGUCGGGUGCAGACCACAUCAUUACGAUGGACCUUCACGCGUCUCAAAUACAAGGCUUCUUCGACAUACCCGUCGAUAACCUCUUCGCCGAACCCGCUGUCUUAAAGUGGAUCAAAGAGAAUAUACCUGAUUGGAAGACUAGUAUUGUAGUGUCUCCAGAUGCGGGUGGUGCUAAAAGAGUGACCUCCAUUGCCGAUAGACUCAAUGUGGAAUUCGCGCUUAUUCAUAAAGAAAGGAAAAAAGCUAAUGAAGUAGCUUCUAUGGUGUUGGUAGGUGAUGUGAAAGAUCGUACUGCCAUCCUUGUGGAUGACAUGGCAGACACCUGCGGUACUAUUUGCCAUGCAGCUGAAAAGUUAAUAGAGGCUGGAGCAACUAAGGUAUAUGCCAUUCUUACUCAUGGCAUUUUCUCAGGGCCAGCAAUAUCGCGCAUCAAUAAUGCUUGUUUGGAAGCAGUAGUGGUCACAAAUACAAUACCGCAAGAGAGGCACAUGCAGGAAUGCCCUAAAAUCCAGUGUAUUGAUGUUUCCAUGAUGUUAGCUGAGGCUGUACGACGUACCCACAAUGGUGAAUCCGUCUCAUAUCUAUUUUCUAAUGUUCCAUAU